Molecule: messenger RNA, 3177 nt
Organism: Drosophila virilis
Lineage: Eukaryota; Metazoa; Arthropoda; Insecta; Diptera; Drosophilidae
Source: RefSeq, a predicted model, not a curated record
ACCAUCGUCAGCGAGUGGAGACGGAGCAAAACAGCAGCAGAAAAAGAAAGCAAACGCAAAAGCCAUACAAAACAAGAAAAUCAUUGCUCUGUUUCAUAUUAUAUUUGGCUAAUAUUCGUGUUCGGUGCAACAAACAAAAAAAAAAAAGUGUAAAUAACGCCCACGCGUGCCCUACGACAUACACAUACAAUUAGUUUCCACUGCAAUUCUGUUGACGUCGCCGUUGUUGUCAUCGUCUUGUGACUGUCGGGCAUAUUUAAAAAGAAAGUCGUAAAAAUAUAAAACUAGCUGGGAGGAGUAGUUUUCGUUGUUUCUUGGAGCCCCACACACAUCACACCACACACACGCGCACACAUACACAUACACCUACACAGACAUACAUUCACGCACACACACACACGGACUAGCCAACUGCAGGCAACACAACGCGCAGUGCGGAGAGAAGUCAGAAGUAUUGCAGCAGCUUGCUUUGGAGCACUUAAACAGCAAAACAAAAACUAAAACCAAAAACAAAAUAUAAAGCUAAAGAACAAAUUCAAGCAAUUUAAAAGAAAAACACCUUCUAUAUAUAGCAUAUAGAGAAAGCAAAGCAAAAAAUUUACCGAAAACAAAUCUACUUGUAUAAGUCAAACGCAAUAGAAAAAAAAACAAACCGAAAAUGAGAAAGCAAAAAGACGAUAUGCAGGUCAAUGUCGCCGGACUACGCAGAAACAUCAAGAAUCUCGCGCACAACUAUUCCGAUGCACAGGUCAAGGUGCGCGAGGCUACUUCCAAUGAUCCAUGGGGGCCAUCGGCCACAAUUAUGGCCGAAAUAGCCGAUCUAACGUACAAUGUGGUUGCCUUCUCGGAGAUAAUGCAAAUGAUAUGGAAACGUCUCAACGAUCACGGCAAGAACUGGCGUCAUGUCUACAAGGCGUUGAUAUUGCUCGAGUAUCUGAUUAAGACGGGCACCGAAAAGGUUGCCCAGCAAUGCAAAGAGAAUAUUUUUGCCAUACAAACGUUGCGCGAGUUUGUCUACUUUGAGGAGGGCAAGGAUCAGGGCACCCAUGUGCGCGAGAAGGCCAAACAGCUGGUCAAUCUGCUCAAGGAUGACGAGCGUCUCAGGAAUGAGCGCGUCAAGGCGCUAAAAGCCAAAGAGCGUUUCGCACUGCAUCCGAGCGGCUUUGGCAGCGAUGGCUAUAUCGACGGGCCCUCGCAGCGCGACAUGCCGCCGGGCUGGCAGGAGGAGCCGCCCAAAAACGCCUCCGAGCUGGAAAUGGUGCGGCCACAAACCGCCGGCGAGGAGGAGCUACAGCUGCAGCUGGCCAUGGCCAUGUCGCGCGAGGAGGCCGAGCAGGAGGAGGCCAAGCGGCGCAGCGACGAUGUGCGUCUUCAAUUAGCGCUCAGCCAGAGCGAACAGGACUUCAAACCCUGCCUCGACAGGGACUCCAGUGGACGACCCAUAGCGGCGCCCAAAAAAGAGGAGCAACAGAGCCAUUUGCUGGACCUGCUGGAUAUUUCGCUGGGCGCGACCAGCAUUUCAAGUCCACCCUUGGGCGCUGCAGGCGGUGCUCCCGCUGCUGUUGUCGAUCCCUGGGCUACGCCGUCUAGCCGUGCAGCUAGUCAACUGUCGGAUCCGUGGGCAGGCGCCGCCUCGCCACAUGUAGAUCCCUGGCAUCCCUCGGCCGCGCCGCGUACUAUUAUGAGCGCCGGUGUGCCGCUGGGCGCAGCUGCUCCACAGGCUCAGCCUUUGGCCGCACCAGGCGAUGCCUGGGGUCUGCGUACACAGUCGCCAUCCGUGGCAUCGGGCUCCUCCACUGAGGGCUGGCUGCAAACCAACGGCAAUUCCAGCCAAAAUGGCCGUAUGCCCGCUCCAGCGCCCGUCGAUGCCUGGCUGACAAAAUCAACAGCCAGCGCCGCCCUGGCAGCACCUCCUACAAAAUACGCGGCCAGCAAUGGCAGCUCAGCCGAUCCUUGGCUCGCGGAAGCGCAGCCAGCAGCCAGCGCAGCAGCAGCAGCAGCCGCCGCUCCGGCGGAUCCCUGGGCAGCAGCGCAGCCGAGCUCGGGAGCGCUAGAUGAUCCUUGGAAGGCAAUGCAAACAGGCGCCAUCAAGAAACAAUCGCCCGACUUUGAUGAGUUCGAUUUGAUAACCAAUCGCAAUAAAAGCGCCGAGCAGAACAAUUCCAAUAAUGCCUCCAAUAACAACAACAAUGCUUCGCUGCUGGACGAUAUGGAUCCGCUUUCGACGAAUUACGGCAACAGCGGCGGCGGCUCGGUGCAUCCGUCGACGGGUGCCACCACCAAGAAGCCCUAUCGCGAUCCGAUUGCAUUCCUCGGCGAAAAUUCGGCGUUGGUUAAUUUGGAUAAUUUAAUUAAGCCAAAUACGCCGCAGACACAGUCCGGCCUUGUGCCAGCCUACAAUCCGUUUGCGGACAAUGUGAUGCCACCCAAAACGAAUCUAUUCCAGCAGCAGCAGCCAGCCGUGCCGUCCAUCAAUCAGUUGAAACAGCAGCCGCCCUUCCCCGUCAACAUGAAUCAGGAUCCCUGGGCGCCGGCCAGCGGCGGCGUCAGUGCAGCCUCUCAGCCAAAGCCGCUGAAACCGCUGCGUCCGACCAGCCUGAAGCUGAUCGAUGACUUUGAUCUGUUGGGCGCCUUCAAUAAACCCGUCCUGUCCCGUCCACAGCCAAGCUACAACAAUCCGCCGAGCGAGAACAACAACAUUUAUAGCUAUGGCAUCAGCCAGAGCUACAAUAAUAGUUCGUCCAUUGACAACAUACGCAACUUGGAUGUCAUGAGUGAGUCGCAGCCACAGCCGCGUUCCUAUUUCCCCAGCCCCACGGCGCCCGCUGGCCCGUACAGCAACUGCAGCACCCCGGGCUAUUCCACCUAUACGCAGUGCUACAGCAGCGCCCUGUCCGAUUCACUGGCCGAUACGCCGGGCAUCAGCAUUUCACCACUGGGCUACGAUAGCAACAUUGCGGCAACUCCAACGGGCAGCUUCUAUGGCAAUUCCAGCGCAGCCGCUGGCAACUACUGCAAACUGGAACCAACAAUGGAGGCUUGGACGCUUAAAUAAAACACAUACAAAUAUGCAAAAUACAAUGCAAAUGGCAAAACAACAACAUGCCGUGGAUAAAGCCGGAGGCGGCAGCUACAAAUCCGUUUUUGUCAUAAGGAGUCAAUCAAUCAACCAAUCAA